UUCCGUUGGAGCUUCUAGCCAGUUCACAGUAGUGCUCUGUUUACUAUUUACAGCAGCGACCCCCUUUCCGUGGCUCUUCUUUGCCUUUAAAGUGUCCCUGCUUUAGGAGAGUUGAGUGUGGUAUUUUUUGGUGAUUCCCAACAAUCAUUUCGAAAAACAGACCAAGCAAAAGACAAAUCUCAAAACAUUUACAACCGAAUCGUCAAUUCGGUUUAUCCUAUUUAACGUCCUUUCAGAAAACGAAAAAGAAAUAGAAAAUCACCAUGUUUUCCCGAAAGUUGUGCAGUGUUUUGACGCCAGCUAAACGCACGGAUAAAGACGACUCAUACGUUGCCAUGUCAAACGGAAGUCGCCCGAGUAUGUCGUCGGUGACAUCGCAGCCACUUUUGACUGACAGAGAGACCUUUGCUCGUAGCUACCGAGUUGGUCACGUCUUGGGCAAAGGCGGUUUCGGCACCGUCUAUGCGGGAAUUCGCGUUCGUGAUGGCCUCCCCGUGGCCAUUAAACACGUCCCGAAGAGUUCCGUCACCGCUUGGGGCCAAGUGAACGAUACAAGAGUCCCGCUCGAAUAUUGUCUGCUUCGUCAAGUGUCCCAAUGCAAUGGCGUUGUCAAGUUGUUGGACGCCUGCGAUACUGGCGACGUCUUCGUCGUCGUCAUGGAGCGGAUGGAAUCGUGCAAAGAUUUGUUUGACUUUAUCACGGAACGCGGUGCUCUACCUGAAUCGAUGGCCAAGAACUUUUUCCGCCAGGUGGUUGAAGCCGUCAUCCAGUGUCAUCGCGCCGGAGUUGUUCACCGUGACAUCAAGGACGAAAACAUUUUGGUGGAUUUAAAAACCUUGACCCUUAAGCUGAUCGACUUUGGCUCUGGCGCCUAUGUUAAAGACACCUACUUUACUGAUUUUGACGGAACGCGAGUUUACUCUCCACCCGAAUGGAUCAACCACCGAAGAUAUAUGGGUAUGCCUGCCACUGUUUGGUCAAUGGGCAUCUUACUCUAUGACAUGGUCUGCGGUGAUAUUCCAUUCGAGGAGAACGAGCAGAUCGUCAGCGCUGUUCUCAAUUUCCCAACAUCCAGUUCGGGGCAUCAGAUUGUCUCUCGGCAAUGCCAGGACUUGAUCCGCCACCUACUCGAGUACUCCCCCUCAGAACGGCCGAGCCUGGAACAAAUUCUGACUCAUCCGUGGUUCUACCCCGACGUGGAAGUGACGAAAGUCGAUGAUGCUUCACCAGUAGAUUGUCUUUCCGCUAUGGAUGCAUCCUCAUCAUCUGCGUUGCCUUCAUCCUGCGCGGCAUCCAUACCUGUUCCAUCGCCUCGUCGUGCGUCUUUCACCUUGGGUGGCUCUUUGCCUUACUCGCUGACACCAUCCGCCUCAACGGCUUCUUCAUCACGCAACAGUAUGACAGAAGAGGUUGACCUGCUCGACUGCGAGUACGCAAUGGAAGCCGUCAUCUAUCACAAGGAGCAAUGGGAUCGUUAAGAAAAGAAAGAGUCUCUUGGCCUAUCAAUCAAGAACUCUUAAAAUGAUGACCCUAGCUUUAAAAAUAACCUUCACAUCCAUCACCGUAGUCAGCGGUGUUAAUGGACCAAAGAUCUUUUUUCCGUCUCUCCUGCAAGUCUUUAUUUAAGGAAAAAAAAGCGAAAAUUCAUGUAAAAAAAUGGAAGCAAAAAAUGAUGUUGUUGUUUACUGCCGUUAACAUCUCAUGCUAAACGACAGAACUCUUUCCUUCGUUUCCGGCACAUCCUAUAACGACCAUGUCGGGAAGAAUGGAGAGAGACACUAAGCAAAUAACAAUUGUGUGUGCUCAGGGUAAUAAAUCGAAUUGUUGGAGAAGAGCAGUGCGUGUGUAAACGGCACGGGAGACGUCAAAAAAAAAAGAGUUCCUAUGCAAACUUUGAAGAAAAAUCUGUCCUGGCGUGUGUAUUAUGUAUAAAAAGAUAUCAUGUAUGCCAACGUGCCUUACUCCUAAAACUGACGUGCCGAGUGUGUGAUCCUCGCGAUUCUCCUGUCAUUCGACUAUGAAUAUAUUGUACAGAUAUUCUGUUUGUAAAUAUGACGCGCCGUGUCAAAAUUGAAAAAUUCGCCUAUUUUUCUAGCCAGAAAAAAAUUUAAAUCUUUUUUUUUUUUUUUUGUGAGUGUGAAUCCCUAAACCGUUUUGUGUGUGUGUACGAAAGCAAAGUGUUUCUUUUUGUUGUUUUGCUUGUGUUAUGUGCCUCUUGAAAAUAUAACUGAUGAAAUACUGA
Molecule: messenger RNA, 2242 nt
Organism: Daphnia magna
Lineage: Eukaryota; Metazoa; Arthropoda; Branchiopoda; Diplostraca; Daphniidae
Product: serine/threonine-protein kinase pim-3
Exons: 5
Coding region: 264-1478 (404 amino acids)
Biological process (GO): protein autophosphorylation
Cellular component (GO): cytoplasm
Molecular function (GO): protein serine/threonine kinase activity; ATP binding
Source: RefSeq, a predicted model, not a curated record